UGCGGGUCUUGACGUCAUUUUCAUGCGACGGCCAUUAGUCAAGUGAGAUGAGCCGACAACUAGCGUUAGCCUUACGGUCUCUACAGCGGUAGCGAUUAGCGGCAUUGAAAACCAAAUUACUCCCGUCAGGAAAGCCAUUUGCUCCCACCAAGACGCGACGCUUCCCCGUCAAAAGACAGACGCCGCGAUUGAGGAGAAGGGAUCGUCCGAGUCGCAUAUCACUCCCGACUCCUUUGAGCCAAGCGGCGUUUUUUUCAGCAGCACCCCCGCGCGGACGGAUGCUAAGUUAGCCGGGUUCGCUAACGUGGUCGCCCUCUGCCGUGCCAGUGUGCUCCACACUGGGUCGGAAAGACACGAAAGCAGGGCAUCGAACUACCGGAGGCUCCGGCUUUUCCACCUGAGACCCGUGUGGAUACUUCGCAGGGGUUACACCGCCGCGAGGAUUUACAGGAGAGCCACGCCGUCCUCGCGCUUGUGAGGCGGCACCGCGGCACCGUGACCCUCUAAUGACCUCAGAGACAGAAACGACGACGGCAGCACUGACGGUGCUUUUGUCCACAGUAGGGAUCCGCGUGCCCGAGCCGGCAUCCGGUCCCGAGAUCAGAGCUUGUGCCCUGAGCAAAUACAAGCAGAGGGAACUCAUGUCAAGACCUUCUCCUCCUCAGACAGCUUAGCGAAGGUGCAGGAGGUAGCAAGCUGGCUUUUGGAAAUGAACCAGGAUCUGCUGUCGGGGGGCAGCAGCAGCAGGCGGAGUCGGGGGUCCGGGGGGCCGGCGGCGAGAGGUAACGCCUCCUCCUCCGCCGCCCGGGCACCCCAGCAGCCGGCCGAGGAGGCUGACGAGGAUGAGCACAUGAACCGGGUCCUCGAGGAUGAGGAGCAGCCACAGCAACUCCCUGAGGCCUCGCAGGUGGACGUGGACAGAGGACCACCAUGGGCACCCGACGAGCCUGUGCCGAGCAACGGUCCCAGGGGGGACAAUGGGGGAGGCGAGGAAGCUCCCCCCAGCAAGGUGAACCGGGCCGAGAAAGGACCCCGCUGGACGUGGAGGGCUGCGCAGAGGGAGCGGACGCAGGAGGACGAGGAGGAGGAGGAGGAAGAAGAGGAGGAGGAGGAGGAAGAGGAGGAGACCAACAACAACAGCAGCAGUCACCAGGAAGAAGAGGAAGAGGAGAGGACAGAGGGAGGGCAGGAACAGAGGAGGACGAGGGACGAGGAAGAGGGGGAUGAUGAGGAGGAGAUGGACCAGGACAGCGAUGACUUUGAGCACUCGGCAGAGAGUGGGCGCGAAGAGGAAGAGGAGGAUGAGGAAGCAGAGGAAGGGUUGAUGUCUCCCUCCAUCAGGAACAAUGUGACAGUCGCCAGCAACAACGUGGACUCCCACCAAAGCUCCUCCAACAAGAAGAUCCUCCCGGCUAGAAGCUUGGGUAAAUAUUCUGGAGAGUACUGAGAGUGCACUCACAGUAGCAAACACUGCAUUAAUAAGCGAGUUUGAAGGAGUCCUUCGCACAUAAAAAAAUGAAGCUGCCAACAUCCUUGGAUGACUCACCACAAGGUCGUUGUUGAAGAUCAAUCAAAGGAAAUAGUUGAAAAGUUUCACUUGAGGAGGAAAAAUAAUCUUCACAGAUGCGCCGACCAACACAACAAUAUAUGUCAUAAUAAAAGUAUUCUGAUUUAAUUUGAGAGCGCCAUCUCAGAGUAAAGUAACCUCUCUACCCAAGAGCAGCCUCGUUAUCCACUUGGAGGUUGACUUUUAGCAUAAUGACCAAUGAAAACAUUAAUUUUACAAAACUGUUAUUGCAACAAGUAUACCCCCAGCUAUGUGCUUAAAAAAAACCCUCCAACUCGUCCUUUUUGUCCUCAUCUUGAAAGUCCUUAAGAUGCUGCCAAAGGUCUCAAAAAUGUGAACUGUGCUGCUACUACUUUUUCUAUAUGCCAAA
Molecule: messenger RNA, 1937 nt
Organism: Syngnathoides biaculeatus (alligator pipefish)
Lineage: Eukaryota; Metazoa; Chordata; Actinopteri; Syngnathiformes; Syngnathidae
Product: cilia- and flagella-associated protein 251-like
Exons: 5
Coding region: 710-1447 (245 amino acids)
Source: RefSeq, a predicted model, not a curated record